AUGAACCAGUUGCAGCAGAGUACCCCCCGAGGAGGCGAGAGCGGGGAAGACGAUGGCAAACGAGCCGCAGAAGAGCAGAUGCGAAGAGAUCUUCUGGCAACCGUCCUGGACUCUGCAGCACGAGAGCGAUUAUCGCGCAUUGCCCUCGUCAGUCCACAGAGAUCGCAACAAAUCGAGGCGAUUCUAUUACGAAUGGCCCAGACGGGACAGCUACGGGGGCGUGUCAGUGAAAACCAGUUGAUAGACUUGUUGGAGCAGGCAGAAGAUGCGCAAUCUAAAGGGGCCCCGAAGAAAGGUACUAUUGUGUUCCAACGGAGAAAGGGAGGCGUCGACGAUGAUGACUUUGAUAUCUAACAUCCCCUCUAACUGCCCUCGUCUGUGUCAUGCUGUGAAUAUGCUCUCCUGCAAGCUCCAAUCUGCUUUCAAUGCUGAUACUCGGAAUGGAGAUGCUUCCGAAAGGUGCAUUAUCUAAAACCAACAAUAGUCGACAGCUCUUCAUCGACCAAUGGUUAUGAUGCUGAAAGCUACCAGUCGCGCUGCGCCGAUAUAACACCUCGCUCUCAGGGCCCCUCCGUCACGCGACAUUCAGACCAUUACUCUCCUGGGAACUGGAGACAGCAUAGUUACCUACUCAGUCCGAGCUCCGGGAUCGAUGUCCAGGAAUGCUUGCCCAAUCAGCGCCAGGGUAUGUGUGUCGAUGGCGAAAAGCUAUCUUCUACACACCCCCCUCUAUGCAAUGUCUGAGACAA
This is a messenger RNA of Postia placenta MAD-698-R-SB12, 749 nucleotides long. RefSeq lists its product as hypothetical. Bases 1 to 354 code for a protein of 117 amino acids. The record is from RefSeq and is a predicted model, not a curated record. NCBI's taxonomy places the organism in Eukaryota, Fungi, Basidiomycota, Agaricomycetes, Polyporales, Adustoporiaceae. The transcript is spliced from 4 exons. Gene Ontology annotation, cellular component: nucleus; cytosol. Gene Ontology annotation, molecular function: DNA binding.